AUGACGAGAGGGACUCUGGAAGUGCUCCUCGUCGGGGCGAAGGGUCUCGAGGACACCGAUUUCCUCAGUAAGUCCCAUCUUCAUCCCUCUCUUGCCUCCGAUCUUCAGAGCUUUUGCCGAUCUUCUAUUGCCUAUGAAUCGCGGAACUUAGCGACCGAUAUGGAAUUCGCAUCUUUGUUUUGUCUUCUUCCUGAUUUCACAGUUUUCGCUAAUCUGGCUUAGCAUUCAUCCUUUUUCUGCGCCUAUAGCCUCAAUUUGAGAUCCAGAUCUGUCAUUCUUCACCAGAGUAUUUGGAACAGUCACUUUUUUCCUCAUUUCCCUUCUCCUCCCACAAGUCCUAUAACCAUAAUGCUCACGGAUCUAUCCGCGAGAAGGUAAUCGAUCAGGAAAACCAUUGUUUUUGUUGGGGCGUAAUUUCAUCAAAUUUUCUGAACUUUCUUUAAUGCUCCUCAAGGUUCAUUUCCACGCGGUUCCAUUUUAAUUAUGCUUAGUUUCCAAAGAAUCAUGAUCCCAAAAUUACACCCGAUAAUGUUCUUUAUUUCUACUUUAUAAAUAAACAUAAAUUGAGUGAUUUUCAUCAGUCUAAGAUUUAUCAAGACACCAUGCUUCAUGUUUUCGUUGCGAUGUGCCUUAUUUAGGAAAAGGUUACUCUCUUCUCAUGAGGAUAUAAAUUGUCAAAUAUUUUAUUCUGAAUUGCAAUCGUACUUAUUGCAUACACCGAUGUACUUAAUGUUCAAAUAUUUCUUAGAAACACCGUAUUAAUUAUGUGUCAAUGAUUUUUGCCUUGCAACGAGCUUCCACGCUCUUUUUUUAUUUAUUUUAAAAAAACUUUUAAUCCGUAUACUAUUUUGAUGUAUUUGAGAUAUUCUUCAUAUCAGCCAACAUGGACCCUUAUGCGAUACUCAUAUGCCGCACUCAAGAACAAAGAAGCAGUGUUGCAUCAGGUUUAUAUUUCAAGCUCUCAUAUUAAUUAUUAUCUUUUGUUUUUGUUGAUCAUAUCACUAGUUUUCAUUUACUGGACUUGUUUAGGUAUCAAUAGGAUAUGUUACAAUAGAUUGUCUAGCUAGCAUUUUUGUCAAUACUAAAUGAAUUUUUGAAAUGUUUUGUGAAACGAAUAUGGUAGAUUUUACAUUCACCAUUUGAAACUUGCUUAUUCUUUCUAAUCCAAGACCAUGCCAUGAUGAUUACAUAUGGAAAAACAUUGAAAAAAUUAUAGAUGAGCCUCACAAUCUGGGAAAAAAUUAAAUCUAGAUUUUUUUUACGUUGAUAUGGUACCAUUAACCCCUCAUUUCACGUUGGGCAUAACAAAUCAUCUUUUAUGCCUUGUAAUCACACCAUUCUAAAAGAAAAUGUAUCACAAGCUAACAAAGCUGUAGCCUCUUUAGGAACAUAAUAUGAAUAGGCUAUAAAUUAAACUACUGCACACUAGAUUGUCCAUCGAGAAAGAUAGCACUAAUUACUUAGCGAAAAAUUACAAUCAAACGAAAGGUUCUUAUUUUUCACGUCCUUGCAUGCCCAGAUUGAUGGGAUUUGCCUUUUGUCUUAUAUAUGAUGAAUACUUUUUUUCUUCAAUUAUGAAACCAUAUGACCUGAGUUUAUAUGCUCAUCAAUGGAACAGGGCUUGACAAUAUUUAGAAUAGUCUCACAUUAAAUAAAAGGAAAAUUGGUUAAGAAAUUAUUGCAUAGAUGGCCCAUGUUAACUCUUGUCUUGUGCACAUGACUAAGUCUAUAAAGUCAAUUGUAUGUAAGGAGACACACUAGAGUAGUCUUAUAGAAGUCACAUAGAUCACUAUGUAUCGCCAACAAGUUUCAAGUUUGAUGGACAAUAAAAGUAACGUCUUUCUAGCUUUUCAUUUCAUAUAAAUCGUCACCAUAGAUAAAUUUUGUAUCACAUCAUCAUCAUCACACAAACAAAGAUCAAUUUUUGUAAAUAGAGAAAAUAGUGUCAAAAAUAAAAAUAAAAAUGUAUAGAGUUCACUUCUGAAACAAUGCAAAUUCAAUUUUUGUCAUCAUUAAUUUUCUAGGCUAAUGGCCAGUUGCAAUUUUAUGUAGGUAAUGCCUUACUAAACUUGGAAAUUGCAUCUUAAGAUCUAUCUUAUUUUAUUGUGUGUGAUUUCCAUUUAUGAUAGGUAAAGGGUCUGAUCCAGAAUGGAAUGAAACCUUUGUUUUCACUAUUUCUGAUGGUGUUUCUGAGUUCACUAUCAAGCUCAUGGACAGUGACACUGGCACAGAGGAUGAUUUUGUGGGCGAAGCAACGUGAGUAUUUUACCGAGUAAUUAUAUCUAUACCUUUUAUUUUGUCUCCAAAUAUUUUUAAAAAUAGAAUUAAAAAUUAUUAUACCAUUUGCAUCAUCAUUGAUUAAUUUACUUUUAGCACUCUUUUGGAUGCAAUGAAUUCAUAUUUCUCACUUUUCUUUUUUUUAGUCAAUAAUUCCAUGUGCUCUCGUGUCAACCUUGCGUUACUGUUUCAGGAUUCCUCUAGAACCAUUGUUCAUCGAAGGUAGCCUCCCUCCCACUAUUUAUCGUGUGGUCAAGGAUCAAGAGUACUGCGGGGAGAUUAAACUCGGCCUCACUUUCAAACCAGAGGUGCCUCUCUUAAUCCCUGAAAUAUGCUAAAGUCAUAUUUCUUAUUUGUCUAUAUAUAUGCUAAAGUCAUGCCUGAAAUUAGUCUCAUUCACAACCAUAAUAUUAUAUCAUUAAACAAACUAUAUAAUUGAAAAUAAGUAUAAACACCAUAUUAUUACGAUAAAUCCCACCUCAAAAUGAUGAGCAAAAAAUAGUAUACAAAAUGAUUUAGUCCAUACUCGUUGACUUUUUUGCAUGUCGGCGCAAUAACGGGACAUCAUUCAUGGCACCUGAAAAAAAAAUAAAAGCUAAAAACUUCACAAGUCAUUUCAUACACAUUGUUUUGCUUCACAAAUUCAACUAAUAGGACUGAUUAAUGCUGCACCCCUCUAUCUUCUUCUUCUUCUGCUUCUUCUUCUCUGUAGGGCGGUCAACGCCAGAGCUACGAGGAGGAGACGUACGGCGGGUGA
This is a messenger RNA of Spirodela intermedia, 3034 nucleotides long. NCBI's taxonomy places the organism in Eukaryota, Viridiplantae, Streptophyta, Magnoliopsida, Alismatales, Araceae. The record is from the annotation of a GenBank genome assembly.